AGAUCCAGCUAUUAAGUUUGGGCGUAGAACCCUUGAGUGUGACAUCAUUUUGUAAGUCCUUGAGCUAUACUGUCUUUAACAUUGUUUAUCUAAUCACUUACAAUGAAUCACUUUGGCAGCAUGGAUGGAACCUGUGACUUAUCAAAUAGAAGUCAUCGGGCAGUACCUUUGUUUUUUUUUAUUUUUUUAUUUUUUUUAUAUAGUUUUUUCUUUGUGUAAUUUCGUUAUCUACAACUUGGUUAGACUGUGUGUGAAAAACGUCGAGUCUAGGUGACACUAUCCUGCUGAAUAAUUCUAACCACUGGCCAUCAUCAUGACUUCCAACGUCAGUUUGUCAUUAAAAUUCGGAAGUGUGCUUUCAACAGUAAACAGCAAACCAUUGCCUUCUUAUGGCAUUGUUCGAACUUUAGCCCCCUGUAUCAGGGAGGUAAUGGGUUAGACGGAGAACAUGAAAUUUUCUCGUGACUACAACGAGAAAAUAGAAAUUAAUUGUUGAAUCAAUUUUAGGUCAAAAAUUGGGGGCCAGUUUAAACACGCCCCAUUUCCAUACAUUCCCCAAUAUAAUCGCGUGCCCACAAACAACUCAAACUAGUCUUCACGCUGACACCUAUGGAGCUGUUGUAAAGAAAACAGUCCAUUGUACUUACUGCCUACGUAUUUUUUUCUUUUUGUUUUAGAAGAAAGGCCUGUUUCAUCCAUAGGCGUCUGCCAAAAUGCAGCCUUUUCGAAGGGAAAGACACAACAAGCCCCACAAGUGCAGGAGCUGCCCCAAGUCGUUCAAGAGUUCUAAUGGUUUGAAAUACCAUUUGGAUAAGGUUCACAUUGAUGAGAAAAUCAAGAUGGAGACUGAAUGUGCAGAAGGUACAAAAAACAUUUUCGGCAGCUCUUUAUUUUUAAGCAUAACAAGCCGGGUUUUUUAUACUUUGAUCUCAGCAAAGGUAGUGUCCUUACACCAGCGAUUGUCACUGAUAAACCCAGAGCAUACACUAAGCUACAGUUCGUAAAGUGCCUCGAUCAAAACUAAGAAAACUAAAACUGCAGGUAUAGCUUUUUAUAGCUGCCAAUUCUCAAGCUUACUUUCUAACGGUAUAACCUGCCGCCAGUUUGUUCCUAGUUCGACUUCUCAUCCGCCUGAUAAGGGCGGAUCCUUAUCGCACACAGCAGACAGCUGAUCAGUGUCUCUUUCCUAACUGCGGUUAGUUCGCUUGUCAUCAAUUCAGUAAAAUAAUGGUUAAGUCAUGAUACAGUUUAUAAUUGUUAACUAGUGAUAUUUUAAAUGGCUUAUAAGUUUAUCAAGAUCUAGAUAUAUAAAUCAUCAAGGUAUUCUGCCUUGCGUUUGUUGCUUUUCGGUCAUAUUCCUAAAGCUUCGAAUGAGGUAGUUUGCUUCAAUUUCGUGAUGACCAGUUUUUGGUGACUAAGAUUUCCCAAACAAUACUUUUGAACAUGUUUUCACACCUUUAGAUUUUAAAAGAUACCAGAGAUGUCACUCCCUUCUAGACCGAGACUUCAGCUGAUAAGAUCUAUCAGUGACGAGACAAAGUGCCAAACAAAAAAAAUAUAAUAAUAGUAAUAAAAAAAAGCAUUUGCAAAGUGUCUCAGAAUUGUCCCUCCAGCGCUAGUAUAAAUCAAACGCUGCUUUUUUGUUGUCCUGUGUUUUAUUUAGUUUUCUUUUGUUUUGCCUCUUUUUUAAUCAUUGUAUUAGAUUGUAUUUCGACGAGUCCGUUGGCUCUCUUUUCUAUUGUUUAAUCACAAUUAUAAAAUUCAAUAAAAAACUAGUCACAAUCAACUUUGAGAGCAGUAAGUACAAAAAAGAUUUUCAUCUUUCUCCUCCAAAUAUUUUGUUAGUGAGCCAUGUAAACAACUCAAGGAAAUUUUGAACACGCCCUCGAUUGUGCAAUAAAAGGAAUUACUCAUGUUUCCGCGCUCCUUGGAGGACUACGCUUGAUAUUUUUAGGUGAUAAAAUGGCUAUUUUUGGUUAUCAGAUCGUAAGGUCUAGUUCAAACUAUAUCUACUCGUGAAGCGAAAGUACCGGCCCACAAACAUUUCUUUCAAAGGCCAUUGGUGAGCUUGCCAAGUUUAGGAUCCCUACAGCGAUAGUCUCAUGCCAAGUGUUGAGAUGUGCUGUGGUUAAUCUUUAGCCAAGCUUUAAGGGGAAUUUCCCUGUUAUUUCAUUUCUUAUGAGUUUUGGUGAUUCAGAUGGUGUUUAUCGUAUUUAUUAACCCACAGAUGAUGAAUAUGCCCGGGCCAGACAAUUUAGUGGUGGCUGUGAGGGAUGUUUCUUUUUGUCAUCCAGUGCCCAUUUAUCUGUCACGCGCCUUUUGGGUUUUUGUUCGCUUUGAAAAGGAACUCGUUCAAAAAAGCUCGAACUAAUGGUUCAAUUUUUUUUGGCUUUUGUUGGUGUUGUUUCCAAUCUGUAAUCCCCAUUAGGAAGAAAAAAAAAAACAAUGAAAAGGAAUAAACAGUUGGUAAUACUAAAUUCAACAAUCUUCCGAGAAGAAGAUGAACGCCAUGAGUAUGAUUUUUAGCUUAAAAUUCAUAACCUUAUUUAAGCUUGAGACAACUUACCAAUGACACGGUCAGUUUCUGAAAGAAUGUUAGUCAUUUGUUUUUAUUGUCUUUCCUUCUUUCUUUCUUUUUUGUUUGUUUGUUUUGUUCUCUCUCUCCCUCUCCGUUAAUAGCUUCGCCAUUGUUGAACUUUGCUAUCCGGAAAGAAUCAUUUAAUAUAAUUCAGUCUUUUGACAGCUGACUUAAAGGCACUUAAAAGCAUCUAAAGGCCAUCUUUGAGUGUGAUUAUUCCAGCUCACAAAUGUUGUAAAUGUAAAGUCAAGUAGAGAAGAGUUUAUUAAGCUUUUAAUUGAGUCACUGGACGCAGGGGUGACCCCGUCCUCCUUAUCAUGCGAUAAUGUUCUUUAGCACUAAAUUUCACCCAUUUUACCAACUUAGCUGAGUUUUGCGAAAGUAAUGGUUGGAGUGAAUUUAUUAAUUAAGAAGUGCCUCUGUUUUCUAACAAAGUAUUAGUACGCUUCCCGAAAUUACAAUAGGUGAGAAGAUCCCUACGUCCGUUCAGGAAAAGAAUUUCCCUGAGAUGAAAACUUUCACCUUUUUCUCGAGCUCCACUUCUCCUGGCGCGUACUCGCUAGCAGAUCGACUACGAUUAUAUUCGAUGACUUUGGCCGCUUAGGACUCAAGGCUUUCAGUUAAAAAAACACGAUUGAGAAAGAUUUGUUUGCAAAUCCCUGAUAUGUCUCUACAUGCAGAGAUCUUUACUUUUUUAUUCCUUUGUUUACUUCAGACUUAAAGGCACUUUCUACACAACACAACACUUUUUCCACAACUUGUCUCAAUCCCAUCUCAGAGUUUUUAGCAACACAGUGACAAAUGGAAAAAAGAAUAGUUAUUAUAACAAAAUAGAAUGAAAGAAAAGAGAGAAAAUGUUGCUGCAUUUGUUCAUGUUGAUCUUUUUUACUUAGUUCUCGACACGUUCAUUAUUGUGGUGUUUUGUCAAAAUAUUUGUAUGUCUAUCAAAUUUAUAGACACAUUCUUGGAUCUCUGAUUUCGUCUUGUUCGACAUUUCUUAAGGGAUUAAGCAUCCGACCUGUUUAUCAUGCGGGAUACAAAGAAGGGGAAUUAAUAUAAACAGCUUCUUAAUGGUGUCGAAUUUUUGUUUUCUACGCAGAAAAACCGAGAGGAAUGCAAAACAAACCUCGGUCUAUUCCUCCUGCUUUGGACUUGUCUCCAGAGGUCAACCUGCUCAAAGAAUUUGCUGUCAUUGCCACAAGUCCUCAGAGCCCAUUAGUGCAAGAGGUCAGCGGUGAAAGCAUGGAUGUCAGGUGCAGCGAUGGCGAUAUUUCCCAUCCUCAGGUAACAAACCCAAAGCAAAUGGUAUGUCGUCUUCAUUAAGUAGCUGUGUUGAAAUUUGGCACAAACGCAGUGAAUUCUGAGGAAUAUUUUUGGUCGUACAUUUCUUCUCUUGGAUACUGAGAAGUUUUCCUUAUAAAGAGUGUGCAACUCUGAUAUUUAUUGACAGACUCAUUUGCGCAAAGAAUAACUUAAGUAUGCUUAUUUAAAGUAAAUAGGAAAUCAGUGAUUUUUAGUAAUCUAGCUUUUCAUUCCCUUUGAUACUGGGGACUAUGCUCAAAUAACAGUGAAUAACUAUUAUAUUAGUCGAUAGUACCAUUUUCGCAAAGAUCAUACGGGCUAAAGUACGUUUCUGUAAACUGAAUAAAAUAUAAUGAAAAUGACUAGGGGGUAGAUGGGAAGAAGGGAAGAUUGAGCAAAUGUCUUACAAGUCGUAAGUGCCACUUUCGCCAAUCGCUCCGUCAAGCACCCCGGAGGGGCACCGUAAAUCCUCUAGUAAGCCAGCUUCAGAGCCCGUUACUCAUUUCUUACCAUCAUCUUGCUAGGAUUUUCAACCCAGAGAAUGGCCAUGUGUCUCACAGUACAUCCCAGAUUCUCCAACGCAGACACUAUUGCAAGCCUUGUCUGCGGCGAAAUGGCGAUGCUUUUUGGCCGCGACCCGGAUAAAUUUCCCAGAUGAAGACGGAUGGACCUGGAAAACCGUAGAUGACAUUGGGGUGGAGGGAAUAUCCGAGGAUCUCUUCCAACAUGGACUUCGGGUGGUCGGUAUGGAAAGGAUUAGCAGAAGACAUGACGAAAACAGCGUAUGUUGUCUUUUUUUAUUGGAAUUUUGUAAAAAAAAAUGUUUUCAUUUCGUAAAAAAGCUAGUGGGAAGUGUCUUCAGUAGUGAAUUUUGAAGUGCUACACUAUCAUGGGCGGAUUUAGGGGUUGGCUGAGGGGACCGUUGCCGCCCCUUUGCCUGUCAAAUUUUUUAUUAUGUUUGAAGACUUCUAAGUAAAAUAAAUAGUAUCUAUGUAGCUGGUAAGCGUCCGCCGCUUUCUGAAUUUUCUGGAUCCACCCCUGUACUUCUAAUUAUUUCCUUCAAGAACUCGAAUUUAACCCGUAAAAUGGUUAUUGUGUUACGUGUCUCAAUAUCACAUUAACAUUAUGGUCAAUUGUGCAGAAAAAUCACCGAGUUGUUCCUUUUCAUUUGCUUUAUUUUCAGGAUGAGUUUAUUGUAUCUUUCCAAUCGUGCAACAACGAGCAGACGAGCCUACAGGCUGAGAUAACCACUGACCAUCCAUUCUACGUUAAAGGGAAAGAUGGGGAAUUUUGGGCGUCACUCAAUCCUUGCUCAAGCGAGUUACACCACGGAAUAAGCUGUCAGCCGCUUGAAUGCGGUGAUGUUUGUAUGUUGCCGUAUGGUCGGGAUGUUGUCGGAUACCUUAGUGGGACGCAGUGGGAUACCGACAAAACCUCGUAAGUACUGGCACCCGAAACGCAAUUCCCCUUUCACAUAUACCUUAUGUCUUACAGUAUUGUCUUAUUUCCUCUCUUUGUGUAGUAUAGAAUAACGUUCUUGCCCGUCUUGGCAUGUCUUCCCUAUUCGAGAAACUAGUAGGGGAAUGGGUACAAGCCAGGAGCCCAUAAUUGGGCCCAUUAUGGGCUCCUGGUACAAGCUGUGGGCGCUACGAUUUCUGGGAUCAUUUGGGUGGGCAAGCGUUACUUAUGAUUGGUUAAUAGUUGCCUUGAAGACCAUCGAACAAUCAUAACUAACGCUUGUCUUGUCCACCCGAAGGAUCCUAGAAGUCACUGUGCCCAAAGCUUGCACCCAUUCUCCCUAUAGCAGUUUCUGAACUGGGAAGUUUACGAGAUGGAUGUCACGAAACUGAUCAAUCACAACUUAUUUUCAGGUCUGAGUUCACCGCGAUGUCAACCGCUGCACUGACGCUGAGCUGUAUGGCCAAGGUUUGUAAGUCUUUUAAGUUUUGGUGAGGGUUAACGCAAGGGCCAUAAUACACCCACAUUUAGCGAAUACAUGUACAUGAUAAGUUUAUUUCUUUGUGUUCUCAAGGAACGCAAAAUAUCUUUCAUGACAUUUUAUGCCAACUUUUAUCCUUAAGGUUCUCUAUAGUACCCUUCUUUCAACCUGACACCUCGUGACUACAGCAUUUGAGACAAUUUUGGUACCAAUGUUAGGUUUUAAAUUUAUUUCAAAUAUAAAAGGAUAAACAAGAGCACAGACAUCGCCGAAGCAAGCUUCUCUCUGAGUCACGAUGUCCCGGAAGCAUAAUGAAAAGAAGCAGCAUGCAACAGUUCUCUAAGAGACCUAUGAAUGCCUUCAUGCUAUUUGCCAAGCGCUUUCGAGUGGAAAUCACUCAAGCCCAUCCUGGAAAAGACAACAGGUAAGAAAUUUGGUGGGCGCAAAUCCCAAGGUCUCUUUAACAAAACAAUUAUCAUAUCCUACUGUCAUUAUUAUUAUUAUUAUUAUUAUUAUUAUUGCUCCAGUGAGAAAUCUGACUGAAAGUAAAGUUUUCCAAAAUUGGUUUACAUUUUGGGUAACUGGACAACUGGAAAGACCUCCUGGCCAAACACCGUUUACUUUGACUUGAAAUACGAGAUCAAACGAAUUUGUAGUUGUCGAUCAGUUUAAGUCAUCCCAAUAGUAGUUGGUGUACUGGGAGCAGUAUCGAGAGGAUUUGGAGGGUGGCUGAGACAGUUGGGAAUGCCACAUUGCAUGGAACGUUUAUCGCGAGGACCUCACUGGUGCGCUGCAUACUUAAUCAUAUUAAGGACAGAACAGAUGACACGGAGUAUCCUAGGUCACAGGCUGUGACCCGAUACUCUGCAACAUAUCUUGCAUAACGAAAUGAUAGACCUAUAAUAAUGAUAAUUAUAAUGAUAAUGAUAAUAAUAUACUAAUAACGACAUCGAUAAUAUGUUAAAAAGACGAAAAAUAAAAAAAGAAAAUUAAAUAAAGAAAUCUGGGGUGGCUUGGUUAUACUUUUGACAUUGUGUAAAAACCUGAAGUGUAAACUCUUUUAUCAGAGCAAUUAGUGUGAUCCUUGGUGACAAGUGGAAAGCAAUGAAGCAAGAAGAUCGCAAAGAAUAUGUGAUACAAGCAAAGCUCUUGGCAGAUGAACACAAAAGAGUUAAUCCAGACUGCUGGAAAAGGAAACGAAACUCGGAGGUAACUGGCGUUCAAUUCCAUUAG
Molecule: messenger RNA, 7052 nt
Organism: Porites evermanni
Lineage: Eukaryota; Metazoa; Cnidaria; Anthozoa; Scleractinia; Poritidae
Source: the annotation of a GenBank genome assembly